This is a messenger RNA of Neurospora tetraspora, 321 nucleotides long. RefSeq lists its product as uncharacterized. Lineage: Eukaryota; Fungi; Ascomycota; Sordariomycetes; Sordariales; Sordariaceae. The record is from RefSeq and is a predicted model, not a curated record. The coding region runs from base 1 to 321 and encodes 106 amino acids. The transcript has 3 exons.
AUGACUUUCAGCUUGGUUGCUUUCAUUUAUCCCAAGGAGGACAAGGUUGAGCGCCUCAAGGAAGUCGCCAAGGACAUCGCCGAGUGGGUCAAGGCCAACGAGCCCGGCACGCUCCAGUACCACUGGUCCCAAUCGACCGAGGACGGCAAGCCCGUUUUUGUUGUUCAGGAGAUCUACGCCGACGAAGCCGCCUUCGAGGCUCACAAGAACGGCGAAAAGUUCAAUUGGUUUGUCGAGACUGGCAAGAAGGAGGAUCUCUUCGCUGCUCCUCUUAAGGUCUGCAUCCUUGACCCGUUUGGUGGUUUCGCUAGCCGUAUUUAG